This is a messenger RNA of Bursaphelenchus okinawaensis, 270 nucleotides long. The record is from the annotation of a GenBank genome assembly. NCBI's taxonomy places the organism in Eukaryota, Metazoa, Nematoda, Chromadorea, Rhabditida, Aphelenchoididae.
AUGAAAUUCAUAUCAAUUCUACUACUCAUAUCACUUUUGAUAACAAUAUCAACUGCGCUUCCAAAUGUCAGAAACCUAGUCUACUUUAGCUCCGGAAUUCGACCAACUCCAGACGCUUUGGAUACUGUGUUUAGAGAGAAACGUCAACAUGGCUUUGGAGGAUUUGAGAAUAGAUUCAACGACAAUCGACAGGAACGUGAGCACGGCCGAGUCAAGGCAUUGAACCGAGAACAUGAACUCGACUUUGUGCCUUUUCAUCCAUCUGGAUAA